This is a messenger RNA of Chionomys nivalis (European snow vole), 2060 nucleotides long. It is a transcript of the gene Paqr5, whose product is annotated as progestin and adipoQ receptor family member 5. The record is from RefSeq and is a predicted model, not a curated record. Gene Ontology annotation, cellular component: membrane. The transcript is spliced from 8 exons. Bases 192 to 1184 code for a protein of 330 amino acids. Gene Ontology annotation, molecular function: signaling receptor activity. Lineage: Eukaryota; Metazoa; Chordata; Mammalia; Rodentia; Cricetidae.
GCCUGGGGGCCACGGUGGCCCAAGAGGAGUGGCCCGUCUCCAAUCUGCCCCUGCCGUGUCUCUGCACCCCGUCCACUGAACGCCAGUGAGCCUCAGAACACAGGGAAGUCACCCAGACAUCCCCUGGUAUGCCACAGUUCUGAGUGGGAGGCCGGAGAGACCCCAACUGCCUUGCCCGGCCUGGUGUCAAGAUGCUGAGUUGGAAGCUCCCUAGGCUGUUCCGUGUAGAUCAGGUGCCUCAGGUGUUCCAUGAGCAGGGCAUCCUCUUUGGCUACCGACACCCACAGAGUUCCGCCACUGCCUGUAUCCUCAGCCUUUUCCAAAUGACCAAUGAGACUCUCAACAUCUGGACGCACUUGCUGCCCUUCUGGUUCUUUGUGUGGAGGUUCGUGACUGCACUGUAUAUGACAGACAUCCAGAAUGACAGCUACUCGUGGCCUAUGCUCGUGUACAUGUGCACCAGCUGCGUGUAUCCCCUCGCAUCCAGCUGUGCACACACCUUCAGCUCUAUGUCCAAGAACGCCCGGCAUAUCUGCUACUUUCUGGACUAUGGUGCUGUCAACCUCUUCAGCCUGGGCUCCGCCAUUGCCUACUCUGCAUACACGUUCCCUGAUGCACUGAUCUGCAGUACCUUCCAUGAAUGCUACGUAGCCCUGGCCGUGCUGAACACCAUUCUCAGCACUGGUCUCUCCUGCUACUCCAGGUUUCUUGAACUCCAGAAGCCCCGGCUCUGUAAGCUGCUCCGGGUCCUCGCCUUUGCCUACCCCUACACCUGGGACUCACUUCCCAUCUUCUACCGGCUCUUCCUGUUCCCAGGAGAGAGUUCAAGAAAUGAAGCCAUCUUGUAUCACCAGAAGCACAUGGUCAUGACCCUCCUGGCCUCUUUCUUGUACUCUGCUCACCUGCCGGAGCGACUGGCUCCUGGACGCUUUGACUACAUCGGUCACAGUCACCAGCUGUUCCAUGUGUGCGUGAUCCUGGCCACACACUUGCAGAUGGAAGCCAUCCUGCUGGAUAAGACUCUAAGGAAGGAGUGGCUUUUGGCCACCUCCAGACCCUUCUCCUUGCCCCAGAUAGCAGCAGCCUUGCUUCUGUGCAUUGUCUUCAGCCUCAGCAACAUUAUUUAUUUCUCAGCUGCUCUCUAUCGGAUCCCUGAGCCUGAAUUACAUGAAAAGGAAACGUGAUUUACAACACGCCAGGCGUCAGUGUUAAGUCACUGGUGUGGUGCCGGCUUACCGUGGCCAAAAGUAUUUGUAGUGACUGAUGUCUUGACGCUUUUUAAUGGGCUCGUAUCAAAAAAAGCAUCUAACCUGGGGAGAGUUCUCCACACAUGCACUGAUUCUGUAAGUGUUCUGUAAAAAGGAGAAGAACAUGGGCUUAAGUCCUGGACAACGCAACUUAUUGAAAUACUAAGUUUUAAACUUAUUUAAAACGGAGUGUUUAGGAGAUGGGGAUGCAGCUCAGUUGGUAAAUACUUGCCUACAAUAUACAAAGGCCUGUUUUUGUUUGGUUGGUUUUGGCUGUUUUUAUUUGUUUGAGAUAAGGUCUCACUAUGUAGCUCAGGCUGUCCUGGAAUUUACUGUGUAGACCAGGCUGGCUCCUGACUCCUCAGGGCUGAGAUUAUAGGCAUGUGUCAUGUACCACUAGACUAAGUCCCUGGUUUUGCUCCUUAGUGAAGCAGGAACCUGACCUGAUGGUGCAUACCUAUAAUCCCAGCACCAGAGGAGUAGAAUCAGAUGACCAGAAGUUCAGAUACUUAGUGAUUUGAGACCAUCCUUGGAUACAGGAGAUUCUGUCUCUAAAAAAAUACAGUUCUCAAUUUAAAGUCGAAUUAAGCAUAUUGUCCUGCCCUGCCCCCCCCCCUUUUGCGACAUGGUUUUUCUGUAGCUUUGGAUUUGGAGCCUGUCCUAGAACUCUGUCUGUACACCAGGCUGGCCUUGAACUCACAGAGACCUGUCUGCCUGCUGGGAUUAAAGUCGUGAGCCACCACUGCCUGGCUGCCUUUCUGAUUUUUAUAUUAAUGUUUAAAAUUAAAUUGGCUGCAUUUGAUAAAUUCUGUA